Molecule: messenger RNA, 3776 nt
Organism: Maylandia zebra (zebra mbuna)
Lineage: Eukaryota; Metazoa; Chordata; Actinopteri; Cichliformes; Cichlidae
Product: protein FAM107B
Biological process (GO): regulation of actin cytoskeleton organization; actin filament polymerization; actin filament bundle assembly
Cellular component (GO): synapse; stress fiber; neuron projection
Source: RefSeq, a predicted model, not a curated record
CUUUAACAGGGGCGGGGAAACAGGUGAAAAAAGCAGAAGCAGGAAGUAAACAGCUGUAGAUCUUACGACUAUACUCGGACCAAAAAAAACAACAACGUUUAAAUGCUUUUAAAUCGCUUCAGUUUGGAUCCUUGCAGGCUAUAAUGUUCACAGUUCGAGGCUGCAUAAUGAAAAUAAGUUAGCCGGGCUUUAAAGGUAACAAGGAUGUCUGAACAGGCCGGGUUAAGGCUUCACCCCGGGAUUAUUGCAUCAGUGAUCUUGGUGUCUGCGGUGGCGGUAGCUGCUGCCGUAUUGAUCAUCCGAAAAUACUGCUUCCCAGUCAAUGAGGCAACUUACAGAUACUCAGUGCUGAGACAGAUGGAGGAGGGGCAUUCUGCAGCGGCAGAGGAGGAUGGCGACAGGAGGUCGCGCACAGUGGGAGAGGAUUCAGACGAGGAUCUUUUGGAAUAAAUCUCCAACUGGGAAGCUGCUGGACUGACUGCAAUGGAGUUUAUUCUAUAAACUGUGUGGUGUACGAAUGAAAUGGAGGAUUGUUUUCGUAGCGGGGAUAAAAAAUAAUUGACUUCUCGUUCUGCGCCGUGGUCAGCUUUCCAGGUUUUUUCUUCGGGUGAGUUUGAAAGGUCUCAACUCUUCCCCUCAGGACUGAAAAAAAAGCUCUCUGAUCUGUUGCAGAUAUGAAAUAUCGAGCUGUUUUGCCCCUUGCUGCUGUAAUUAUUGUCCUCCUAAUCACAUGGGGAAUAUCCAUCAAUUCAUCCGUAGCACAGGAGAGAGAAAGGAAUACUCUCGCUCCACCUACGUCUGUGCCAAAGUGCAGCCUCUCAAGAGUGUGUCCACCCAACCAUAUUGCUUUACGUAUCAGGAGCGGCGCCGCUGAUAUUGUCGGGCCAACAGUCUGUUUUGAUGGCAAAAUCAUAAUGAGUCAUGCACUGAAUAACGUGGGACCAGGGCUAAACAUUGCAGUGAUAAAUGGUGAAACUGGAGUUGUAGAAAAAUCUGUCUGUCUUAACAUGAAAACAGGAGACCCAAAAGACAUCCUUGCACACCUGAAGAAGAUAAAACGUGGAAUGAUCGUUUUGGUGGCCUCCUUUGAUGAUGUCACACAAAAAAUGACAAAUGAAAUGAGGGAGAUAUUCAGUGAAAUGGGAAGCACUUUGAUCAGGUCUGUGAAGCGCAGAGACAGCUGGGUGUUUGCUGGAAGAGCAGGCACAAAAAUCAAAAGCCUCUUUGAGAAGCAAGCUGUUAAUGAUGAAAAAAACAACAUUUAUGGAGGAUGGCCAGAGAUGGUGGAGGUGGGCGGCUGUUUCCCAAGAGUCUUCAGCGACUGACUGACUGACUUACAUAAACAUUAAUUAACAUGAACUGUAAAAAGUGACUGCAUUUUUUUUAAUGGCAAAACAUACCUGUCUAUAAUUUCAGCAAAAGCACAUAUUAAUAUUUUCCCUACAUCACAUGGUAGAGAUCACCUGUGGAUCAUCGGCGAGGAAAGAUGAUUACGUGACUUUGAAGAUGGCAUGGUUGUUGGUCUAUUUCAGAAACUGCUGAUCUACUGGGAUUUUCCCACACAACCAUCUCUAGGGUUUCCAGAGAAUGCUCCAAAAAAGAAAAAUUAUGAAUGGCCAAACUGCUUUGAGGUGAUAGGAGCUCAAAUAACCAUCCAUUAUAGUCAAGAUAUGCACAAAAAUACACAGUGCAUUGAAUCCAGAAACAGAUGGGCUGCAGCAGCAGAAGAAGACCACACCAGCUGCUGUCAACUAAGACCUGGAAACUGAAGCUGCAGUUUGCUUAUGUAAUACUAUGCAUGAGUAUCAAUUUCUGCUGAAACCUGCAGAUGGGAGCGUGAGAAUUUGACCUAAAUAACAUGAAAGCAUGGGUCCAUCCUGUCUUGUUUCAGUGGCUCAGGCUGCUGCUGGUGUAAUGGUGUUUAUUUUGUUGUCACACUUUGGGCUCCUUAAACACCACAGCCCACCUAAGAAUUGUCGACCGUGUCCAUCCCUUUAUGACCGCGGUGCCUCCAUCUUCUGAUGGCUGCUUCCAGCAGAAUAACGCACCAUGUCACAAAGCUCAGAACUCACUGUCAUGGUUUUUUGACCUUGACAGUAAGUUCACUGUACUAUAAUGGCCUGCCAGUCCAAUCCUUCAAGGAUUAGUAUUUCUUCCCCCGUUGAUAUUCCUUGAUAUUUUUAUCUUAAUGAAAGCUCCAAGUAUAGAUUAGUGAUUGUGGGCUGUAUAGUAAAUGUUCAAAUAGUAGAAGUCAAGUUACUGAGUACUGUGCACAUAUCUCUUACUAAUGGCCUUGAAACACUUUUGUUCCUUUACAACAAAGCUGCUUUACCACUAGACUAAUUACUUUGGUCCAGUGGUUCAAAGCAUACAGCGACGGCUCCUGUAAGGGGGUCACAAGUUUAAAUGUGACAGAUUAGAAAAUGAUUAAUGGGACAGAGAAGAAGUAGUUCUGUUCUCUUGUAAUUUUAUAGACUUUUCCCCGAGCCUUGUGUGGUUAAUUUAAAAUCUUAAAUCUUUUUAGCUAAAUCCAUCCAGCCAUCCAUUCAUCCAUUUAGCCGGCCUAUGGCAGUGCUUUAAAAUAAACAGUCCAAUAAAAUGCGUGUAUACAAAUUUACUUAAAUACAGCACUUAAUGAGUAGGUAUAGAGUUAAAUGUUUUGGCUUUUUUUGCUGAACACCUUUAGUCUGCUCAACAGGAGCUUUUCUCGGUAGAGGCUUCCCUCUGGUCCAAACACAGGGCACUUUCCUCCCUCUGUGGCAUUCUUGGCUGCUGGAGCAGAGAGAGAGGGGGUAACCUCAAAUUAUUGCUGAAACCCCGUAAAGUGUGAACUAACGGAAUCUGUGCAAGCACCAAAUCUGGACUCACUCUGAAGACAUGGGAGUCACUCAUGGGAAGAAGAGAGAUCUUCAGCAUUUUCCAGGUAGAGAUGAGACACAGUUUCAUUUGUAUGCCUCCAUGAUGCAGACUCAUCAAACCAAACUUGAAGGCCGAUUUUCAGAGCUUCAGGCUUUUCCAUCCCAAAUGCAGAAUGAGGAGGAGAGCAGUAAUCUAAUCAGACCCCUAAAAGCUACUAGUGCGAUAACUGCCCUGGAGAGCCACCGGGAGCUGCAUAAGGAACUGCAGAUGACCCACAAGAGGAAGAGAGUGUCUCAAGAAGGAAAGACUGAACUCCAGCGAGUUCUGGAAAAAAGGAAAUGGGAACAAAGAUUGAAAGCGAGCAGGGAUCAAGAGGAGGCAAAGAAGAAGACAUCAGAGCUACACCAAGAGCUGCUGAAAAGACAACAGAGGCUUGAAAAUCUGGAAAAAGAUCAGAAAGUUAAACAAGAAGAACCAGAGUUCAUCCAAGUCAAAGAGAGACUGAGGAAGACUGCAGUGCCCUGUACAAGGGCAAAAGAAGUGUGACCGUUUUAUAACUACGUGUGUGUUUUGUAUUCACAGUCGGUGCAAUUGACUGUUGGGAAUAACUGACCUGGUGAAGGAUUCUUCUGCUAUAAAUAGAAUAGAUAGAUAAUACAGCUCAAUGCUCAUGAUCGAGGCGACACCUUCUGGUCAAGUGGAGACACGUCAUCACUGUGAAUAGUGUCUUUUGUGUUUUUGUUUUUCUUCUCAAUACUUUGGUUAAAUGUGACUUAGAGCAAAACGUUCAGUAAAAAAAGAAAACUAUAAAAAAUUGUAUUGUAUACAGACAUUGUUGAUUCUUUUUUCUCCAGCAGCACAAUUUAUUAGGUGUUUAUUUUGUCCAUUUAAUCCAUAAUAAAACAUUUUUUACAUGC